UGUGCUGGUGACUCUGUGAUGGUUCUGGUCUCACAGGGUGAAGGAAGACAAGACGGACUAAACCUCAACACGCUUCAAAGACACAGACUUCCCUAGCUCCGCCCUCCAGCUGACACCAUGGAGAUCGCAGAUCAGCUCAUAACAGAGAUCUACUCCUGCCUGGACCAACUAAUAUAUUGUGCACAGAGACUGGAGGAGCUGGCCUCUGAGCUGGAGGACAUCAGGAAGACCGCUACGACCAGUGACGAUGUUGGAGGCUCUUUCUCUCUGCUCAGUGCAGGGACACCAACCGCCCUCACAGGAGGUGUUAAGGUCCCUCUUUUGGCAGGACUUGGUGCUGCUACCAGUCUGGGUUCAGACACUGGGAAAUAUAUCAAUUCAAGUAGCACAUGCAGAAAAGCAACUGAUGCUGUUGAGAAGCUCAAUGAGCAUGAAGCAAAGAUCAGAUCUCAUCUGAACUUACUGGAAAGCAGAGGACAGAGCGAAGAAAAGGCUGUAGAAGAAUAUGUGUUGGACAGCAUUGUAAAGGCACUGGCAAAACGUAGUGGGCUGAAGUGGAAUGACAACUUCAAGUCACUUCCCAAGGUGACUGAACUGACCAAAAAACUGGCCAAUCCUGAAUCAGACAUUUGGUGGUGGUCGGGUCUUCAAACGGGUGUUGGUGUCCUUGUUCCUGAGGGCGCCCUGGGCAGCCUGGUCGCUGAUGGAGAUCUCUCUGUUGUAGUGAAGGCAGCUGGAAAAAUUGGGGCAAGGGCAGCAGCUGGACUGGAACUAUCAGUUACUGAGCUGAAAAGUGUGGAACUGGCCCAAAAGGAUUCUGGGAAAGAGGCCAGUGAGAAUCUGAGAGAUGAAGCUAAAAGACUGACGGACAGAUUUAUAAUGAUCAGGUGUGAACUGGAUGAAAUCUGCGGCUUGUUUAAGGAGUUAGCUGGAAUUCAGUGCUGUAUUGAAAACCCUGACAUAAACUCACCAGGAUGGAUGGAUUUAAUAAACUUUACAAUACAGAACUGUGAGGACGAAUCCCUCCGGAAGUUGCUGUGGGAAAAUUCAAUGUCUCAGGAAUUAUUCAAACUUUUCUCAUACUUUAAAUUCCUGACCAAAGACAUCAACGGGGUAGACAGAAAUGAAGAUAUUCACAUCAUCAUUGUGGCUCACGGCUCAAUCACACCUGAGAUGAUGCCCACCAGCCGCCUCACACCUCUGUUCACCAUCGAGGACGUGCUCCUGUAUUCUCCAUGGAACUGUAUGAUAUGUCCUGAGGCAGCGUACGGCAUCGCAACAGGACUGAUUGAGAUUCAAGACAGGAGCUUUUACUGUUACAAAGAUGAAUGUCCCAUUCCCUCUCCUGACCACCAGCCCACCAAGCUGCCCGACGACUGGAACUCCAUGAGGGCGUCGUCGAUGCAGGUCCCAGACAUCAAGCUCAGCCCUCUUGGACCACGGGACGGUGCAUGGGGUCAAUAUCUGGUAUUGGAAGGUCACCAUGGUCACCCGAGAAGAAACCGUAUCGUCAUCCCAUACCGUGUCCCACUUACUCUCUCAUUCUCCAUCGUCAAUUUGGUCUUGUCCAUCGUGCUCCUUUUCUUCGAGCGCCGAGCCAAAGUCCAUCUGGCAGCCUGUCUGGGUAAAAGGUCUCCAGACGAGACGUUUGAUGAGGAUGGUUUGAGGGAUCAAUAUUCCUACACGAAUGACAACACCGCCAUGAAUGCUCCCAUGGAGCUCAACCCAUAUCCUGCCCUGUAUGAGGCUCUGAAGGCUGUGUUUGGGCCACGAUAACUGGAGGUCGUCAAACAGAAAUGUGGAUGGAACCGCGUAGGAACUCAUUUCUGUUUGCAGGAAAUGAUGAAGGGAGAGAGGAAAAUCUAAAUAAACGUACUGAUUCAUCCAUUCAACAGCAUGACAUCAACAGAAAGCUGCAGCUCGAUCAAACACGACCUGCCCACCAACUGAGUCGCCACAACGAAUUUCAUCAUUUUACGUCUCAGCAAACCAACAGAUGUGUUGAACGUCAACCUUUCUGAACCACAAAUACAUUGCACAUCAACAUUUAGACUCACAGUCAGUGGGGCGGAGCCUCAGUAUCAAAGUCACAUGACUGUCAACAUUCACUAGCUAACAGUCUAGCAGUGACACACAGCACCCCUCCCCUACACACACACACACACACACACACACACACACACACACACACACACACACACAUUAGCUGAACACACAAAGUAAAUUAUUUUGAUUUUAUUUUGGCUGCUGAGAGUCUAAAACUUUCUUUCUGUAGUUCAUAAAAAACAAAUAUAGUAGGAGUUUAAAUAUUACAAAUGAAGCUUUAUACAUUAUAUACAUAUAUACACACUUUCUCUCUCUUUCACUCACUCUCUCUCUCUCUCUCACACACACACACACACACACACCACAAUCAACAUUAUGUUUAACUUUGUGUGGAAAUUAAAAAAAAAAAAAAAAAAAAAAAAACUCUCCC
This is a messenger RNA of Myripristis murdjan (pinecone soldierfish), 2476 nucleotides long. RefSeq lists its product as uncharacterized. Lineage: Eukaryota; Metazoa; Chordata; Actinopteri; Holocentriformes; Holocentridae. The record is from RefSeq and is a predicted model, not a curated record. The transcript is spliced from 4 exons. Bases 118 to 1776 code for a protein of 552 amino acids.